Brassica oleracea var. oleracea is the source of this 483-nucleotide messenger RNA. RefSeq lists its product as uncharacterized. Lineage: Eukaryota; Viridiplantae; Streptophyta; Magnoliopsida; Brassicales; Brassicaceae. Bases 1 to 483 code for a protein of 160 amino acids. The transcript has a single exon. The record is from RefSeq and is a predicted model, not a curated record.
AUGUCAGACCUCGGGAAGCUUACAUACUAUCUUGGUAUAGAAGUAACGCAAGGAGCUGAUGGCAUUCGAAUCAAGCAAAGAGGAUACGUGCAAGGUAUACUUGUCAAGACGAAGAUGGAGUCAUGUAACUAUACUCACGUUCCAAUGCACACAAGUUUGAAAAUAUCAAAGGCAGAGGAGGAGCCUGAGAUUGAUGCAACAUCGUAUCAAAGCACCAUAGGAUGCUUAAAGUAUCUUCUCUAUACACAAUCGGACUUGGCGUUUUCGGUUGGUGUAUUAAGCAGAUAUAUGCAGAGUCCAAGAGAGAGUCAUGGAAAAGCAGUGAAACAUCUACUAGGAUACAUAAAGGGCACUACAAAGCAUGGUCUCUUUUUCAAACUGAAUGGAACAACGAAGAUUACAUGUUACAAUCACAACAGCCAUAGCAUAGACAUUGAUGAUGGAAGAAGCACUACAAGGUUUAUGUUCUACCUAGGAACAUAG